UGGGUGUGAGUGUGUGUUCUGUUAGUUAGGAAAAAACAAACCAAUGGAAGGAAAGUGAAAGAAGGACAAUCGCAGUUAAAUAAAUGUCGUGUAAAACACGAGGACUUUCCGUGAGCCUCCAAAACCUGAUGCUGAUUACGUAAUUAAAUGUAAAUUUUCGCGCUAUCUUGAAAGAAGUCACGAACAAUUAGUGUAAAGUAAAUAGCACCAAGAUAUAUAUACAUAUUGUACACACAAAUAUUCUGUACAGUCAUGACGAAUCAGAUGGCAACCGAAGCGGCAUCAGCACCUCAUUUGGUUGACGAGAAGAAUUUGUAAACGCAACAGGAAGCAAAACGAGCAGUUCUUAAACUACACAUACACACUCAAAAGGCACAAUAGCAACAGCAACCCCAACUAAGUUGUUGUUGGUGGCUCAAAAGCAAGCCGCACAGCUUUAGAAUGAAAUGGAGAUGCAAAGCGAUUCUGGUCAUGGACCAACGACAGGAGGAGCAACAGAGGACGACACAUCCCGGCAGCACACUUUCGUUUGUCAUCUGGAGGAGUCAAACUGGUAUGACGUCUCGCAACCAUUUAUUAACUGCGAGGCAAGCCAAAAGAACAGCAACAACGUCAGCCAGAACAGCAGCUACGAUAUCGGCUUUGCCAACAUUCACACCAGCAAUAGAAACACAGAGAGCAUUAUUGCCGACAGCAGCAUCAGCAGUAACAACAACAGCAACAACUACAUCGGCAGCAACAACACAUUCCAUUGCACACUGCAAACAUUCAAUAGACACAAACAGACAGCAUUCUAUAGAUGCAAUGAGUUGCAAGAGCAUUACCCAGAAGCGUCAGAGACCUGCAGGCUAAGGUUAAACGCACAACUGUUGCAAAUGCCAUACGACGACAAUGUCAAUAGCGAUGGCAGCGGCAAUGGAAACGGCAACGAUGACAAUGUGGCGUACGAGCAAUUUGGAUUGGCAAUCAACGAGGCCCUUAGUGAUAAUGCGAGUGAUACGUUUAGUUUUAGACCAAACUGCACCAGAGUGGAGGAACUUUUAUGCGAAUUUAACAAACAGCAUUCGACAUUACUAUGUCAACUGCAGCACGAGCAGCACCAGCAACAAAACUACCAAGUGCAACAGUUUGUCCUAGAGAGCAGCAGCAACAACUUAACUGAAAAUAUAAUUGAAUCCAUUGAGCUGGGUAGUGGCAAUUAUAAUGUGAACAAUGUGAAUGAUAAUUACGAUAAUAGCCUUUGGUCCUAUUUCAAUUUCACUGACCUUAUGACCAUUGGCAAUGAUACUCUUAAUAUUAUCAAUGCCACAACCACUACCAUCUCUAGCAACAAUAGCAGACCCAGUUUGGAUAUGAUUUUGGCCAACUAUACAGCAACAAGAACAAUAGAUACAACAACAACAGCAAUCACCAGCAUUUCGAUUGAGGAAAUGCCAAAGAGCUUACUGGACUAUAGUCCACACGGCUAUGAUUGGUUAUUUCUCUUUGUCGUAUUCUUCAUAUUUGCCGGUGGCCUAGGUAACAUUUUGGUCUGCCUUGCUGUGGCCUUGGACCGCAAACUGCAGAAUGUCACGAACUAUUUUCUUUUCUCUCUGGCCAUAGCCGAUCUUUUGGUCUCACUCUUUGUAAUGCCCAUGGGUGCCAUACCAGCAUUUUUAGGUUAUUGGCCACUUGGCUUCACCUGGUGCAAUAUCUAUGUGACUUGCGAUGUUCUGGCCUGCUCGUCGAGCAUAUUGCACAUGUGUUUCAUUAGUCUGGGUCGUUAUUUGGGCAUACGGAAUCCAUUGGGUUCACGCCAUCGUUCUACGAAACGUUUGGCGGGCAUAAAAAUAGCCAUUGUAUGGGUCAUGGCCAUGAUGGUGUCCAGUUCAAUAACGGUGUUGGGUCUAGUCAACAAACACAAUAUAAUGCCCGAGCCAAACAUCUGUAUGAUCAACAAUCGAGCGUUCUGGGUAUUUGGCUCCUUGGUGGCCUUCUAUAUACCCAUGCUGAUGAUGGUUACCACAUAUGCUUUGACCAUUCCAUUGCUACGUAAAAAGGCGCGCUUUGCUGCCGAGCAUCCAGAGAGCGAACUCUUUCGUAGGCUGGGUGGUCGCUUCACGAUACGCCCUCAGCACAGUCAGCAACAGUUGCAGAUGCACAGCAGCUUUUCGAGCAACAGCAACAAAUUCUUGGCCAUGAGUGACAGCAAUCGUAACUUUAACAGUUCUGACAGAGGCGGAGGCAGAGGUGGAGACAAUUCCACAGAGCGUCCAUUGAUGCAACAAAGAACGACAAGUAAUCGGAGUAUGGGUGCUGGUUCUGUGAGUUUUCGCAAUGUAACGAAUGGCGGUAGAACCGCAUUUGGAGUUGGAAUGGGGGCGGGUGGACGCAGUAGUUUCCGUUUUGCUGGUGGCAGUAUCUUGCGACAAUCCUCCACACCGACCACAACAUCAACAUCAUUAUCAUCAUCGUGUCCAUCAUCGACGGCAACUUCUGUUCGUGGCGGCAGGUCGCAACAGACGAGCAGCUUCUGGCGCAAGCAUGGUGGCAACCCCAACCUAAUGGACAGGUAA
Drosophila willistoni is the source of this 2555-nucleotide messenger RNA. RefSeq lists its product as uncharacterized. Lineage: Eukaryota; Metazoa; Arthropoda; Insecta; Diptera; Drosophilidae. Gene Ontology annotation, molecular function: G protein-coupled serotonin receptor activity; neurotransmitter receptor activity; serotonin binding. Bases 447 to 2555 code for a protein of 702 amino acids. The record is from RefSeq and is a predicted model, not a curated record. Gene Ontology annotation, cellular component: dendrite; membrane. Gene Ontology annotation, biological process: chemical synaptic transmission; G protein-coupled receptor signaling pathway, coupled to cyclic nucleotide second messenger; serotonin receptor signaling pathway. The transcript is spliced from 5 exons.